AUGUCCUCCAACUCACCAACCACGAUGCGCGGCAAAUCCACCAUCCGUCUGAAGCGUCGUUCUCCUGCCUCCAUCAAAGCCAAGCAGUUCCGGGACAGGAUGGACAGCCUCCCACCCGAACUCUGGGAGAUGAUCUACAAGUUGACGUUCACGCCCUCGAGUAACACAACCAUCGAUGUGACGUGCACCAGACCUGGAUCCAGGCCCUGGUUCCGCCUCAUCCCACAACCUCCAUCAGAGCCCAUCAUCAAACAUUCGCCUGAGAUUCCUUUCCAGCUCAUGCAGGUCGACAGAAUGACGCGCGCCAUGUUCAUGGCCCCUUUUCUCAAGUCGACUACCUUCAUCGUUGAGGACAUCUCGCUGUGUGAGGCUUGGACCAGGCACAUGCCGUCGACCAUUGUGAAGAAGCUUCGCGACGUUCGAUGCCUCAAGCGAGCCGUCGCGCCGUGGUUCCGAAGUCAGAAGAUUCCGUAUUGUGUCGACCCGGAUCAGAUUGAGGAUUUCGCGAAGAUGCUCAUUCGUGAGAGGGCGCAGAGGUCUCGAUGCGGAAAGGCAACUUUCAAGUACGAUUGUGAUGUAAGUGUUGUGCGCAUGCGGACAUGGCAAGGUUGA
Messenger RNA from Ramularia collo-cygni, 612 nucleotides. RefSeq lists its product as uncharacterized. The transcript has a single exon. The coding region runs from base 1 to 612 and encodes 203 amino acids. The record is from RefSeq and is a predicted model, not a curated record. Lineage: Eukaryota; Fungi; Ascomycota; Dothideomycetes; Mycosphaerellales; Mycosphaerellaceae.